Molecule: messenger RNA, 1140 nt
Organism: Monascus purpureus
Lineage: Eukaryota; Fungi; Ascomycota; Eurotiomycetes; Eurotiales; Aspergillaceae
Source: the annotation of a GenBank genome assembly
AUGUCUACCAACAAUGAUGUCUACCAGACUCCUCUCAACUCGCGAUAUGCGAGCACCGAGAUGAAAUACCUUUUUUCUCCAAGAAAGCGAUUUUCGACAUGGAGACAAUUAUGGCUAUGGCUUGCAGAGUCUGAGAAGGAGCUUGGACUCCCCAUUUCCGACGAAGCGAUCGAGCAGUUGAAGGCGCAUAUUAUCAUCCAGGAUGAUGAGUUCAAGGUUGCGGCUGAGGAAGAGAAGCGGAGGAGACACGAUGUCAUGGCCCAUGUCCAUGCCUACGGACAGGUUGCACCGGCCGCAGCAGGAAUCAUCCAUUGGGGCGCUACCUCAUGCUAUUGCACGGACAAUGCGGAUCUCAUUUUGCUUCGUGAUGGGCUUGAUAUCUUAAUCCCUAAGCUCGCCGUUGUGAUUGACAAGCUUGCUGCUUUCGCUAAGGAAUACAAGGACAUGCCCUGCCUUGGAUUCACCCACGGACAGCCCGCUCAGCUGGUGACUGUUGGCAAACGUGCAUGCUUGUGGAUCCAGGACCUUUUGAUGGAUCUGAGGAAUCUCGAGCGGGCCCGCAACGACCUGCGAUUCCGCGGAGUUAAAGGCACCACUGGUACUCAGGCUUCCUUCCUUCAAAUCUUCGACGGGGACCACGGCAAGGUUGAGAAGCUGGAUGAACUUGUUACCGAGAAAGCUGGGUUUGAGUCUGCAUUCAUCAUUUCUAGUCAGACAUACUCUCGAAAGAUCGACGUUGACGUAGCUAACGCCCUCGGCUCUUUUGGGUCGACUUGCGAGCGUAUUGGCAUUGACAUCAGACACCUGGCAAUGCUGAAGGAAGUUGAGGAGCCUUUCGAAAAGGAUCAGAUUGGAAGCAGCGCAAUGGCCUAUAAGCGCAACCCCAUGCGGUCUGAGCGUCUGUGCUCUCUCGGAAGACACCUUCAGAAUCUCCCCAAAGAUGCUCUGGAUACCUAUUCUGCUCAGUGGUUUGAGCGUUCUCUGGAUGACAGCGCCAUUCGCCGUAUCAGCCUUCCGGAGUUGUACCUCUCUGCUGAUGCCUGCCUUAUUCUUUUAAACAACAUUACUUCUGGAUUCGUCGUUUAUCCCGAAGUUAUCAAGAGACGCGUGAACGACGAGCUUCCUUUCAUGGCCACGUAA